Molecule: messenger RNA, 1023 nt
Organism: Paramecium sonneborni
Lineage: Eukaryota; Ciliophora; Oligohymenophorea; Peniculida; Parameciidae
Source: the annotation of a GenBank genome assembly
AUGAGUAUGCCUUUGUCAAAAUUUCCAUCAAUAGAAAUUCUUAAAGUUGCUGGAUCGGGUACUUUUGGUAAUAUGAAAAAAUAUUCAUAGGAUAUGUCUUUGAAGCAUAUGAUCAUAAUACUAAACAAAAAGUUGCUUUAAAAAGAAUUGAGAAAGUUGGUAAUCUUUUAAGUAGAGAAUAUGAAAUACUUUUUGAAGUUAAGGAAUGUGAUCAUAUUGUGAAAAUUCUUGUAAAUUAUUUUAGUUAGAGUAGGAUUUUUUUUAUUCAAGAACAGAUGCGGGUAAAUUAAUUCAAAAUAUUGUGUUUGAAUACAUGGAAGAUAAUCUUGAAAAUAGAAUAUAAACUUAUGUUAAAUAAGGUAAGAUCUUUAGUGAAUUGACAAUAAAAUCAUACAUAUAUCAAAUUUUAUAAGGAUUAUAGUUUAUUCAUAAAAAAGGAAUAGCUCAUAGAGAUUUAAAACCGUAAAAAUAAUUUGAUAAUAUAAAUUAGAGAAAAUAUUCUGAUAAAUGAUAAGGAAACAGUUAAACUAUGUGAUUUUGGAAGUUCUAAAAUGAUAAAUUAGCAUGGUUAAAAUACUCCAUACAUAGUAUCAAGAUAUUAUAGGGCACCUGAAUUAAUUCUAUGUGUAACAAAAUAUGAUGUGUCUAUUGAUAUUUGGGCUUUAGGUUGCAUUAUGGGAGAAUUAGUUGUAAAGGAAGCUCUUUUUAAAGGAAAAAGUGAAGGAGAUCAAUUAUUUGCAAUUUUUAAAGUGAUGGGUAGUUUUAAUUAAAGUGAAAUGGAUUAUUUUGCUAAUAAAGUGCCAUUUGAUCAUAAAAUAUUUUUCAAAGAGCUUUAGAAAUAUAAAAAAUAAAAUUUGAAAGAGAAAUUCAGUUAAAUGAGAGACUUAGAGAAUUUCUUAGAUUUACUUAAGUAAUAUUAAUUUAAUAUUUUAGUUUAAUGCUGUAAUAUAAUCCUGAGAAGAGAAUAAGUGCAAAUGAUGCUUUGAAGCAUCCAUUUUUUAAGGAUGUAGCAAAAGAAUGAAU